Messenger RNA from Platichthys flesus (European flounder), 478 nucleotides. RefSeq names its product heat shock protein beta-7-like. The coding region runs from base 1 to 345 and encodes 114 amino acids. The transcript is spliced from 4 exons. The record is from RefSeq and is a predicted model, not a curated record. Gene Ontology annotation, cellular component: nucleus; cytoplasm. NCBI's taxonomy places the organism in Eukaryota, Metazoa, Chordata, Actinopteri, Pleuronectiformes, Pleuronectidae.
AUGGAGAAAGGUCGAGGUAUCUUCUCUGGAGAUCCAGAAUCCAAUCCUAAGGGCUGCCGUCGAGAACACAAAUUCGAAGAACAUUCGUAUCCUACAGGGAAGAUCCAGGUCAUUGGAGACAUCUUCCAGUUCACUGUCGACAUGAGCGAGUUUUCCCCGGAGGACGUGAUCAUCACAUCCUCAAACAACCUGCUGGAGGUCCACGCUGAGAAGCUGGGAGAAGAUGGCACAGUCACAAACACCUUUUCCCACCGGUGCACUCUACCAUCAGACGUGGACCCUGGGUCUGUGGCCGUGUGCAUGGGGAGCGGCGGGGCCCUGACCGUCAGAGCCCACAGGAUGUAAUCCCAGCACCACACCAGUGAUCCUCCUGGGAACCACUAGAGUUUAGUGACCUCUACUGGCCAGUGGAGGAUCACACAAUGCGUCAUUCACAGACUAUGGGAAAUAUGAGAAACCUCAUCAGGGUGCACUUGAA